GUUGGAUUUUGUUCGCUUCACGCUCUGAUGUCUAAAAGGUUGGAACUCGGAACACUGGAUCAAACUUUUGAAGGGGCUUAACAAAAUUGUACUCUCGAGUCUCGAGGAAAGUGACGCAGACGAGGGAGUUUAUUUGUCAAGCUAAUUAUUUAUUCUUUAUUGUUGUCGUAGUGUUCGUCUCCAACUCCUGAAUCCCCCCUGAAGCAUAUACAACUCUGCUUCAAAGUUCAAACCCAAUUGAUAGCAUCCAUGGCCGCUGCUCGAGCUUUCAUUUCCAAGCACCACUCCCAGUCCGCUCUCUCCCUCUGUAAACGCCUUUUCUCUUCAUCGUCGUCAUCAUAUUCUUCUUCCUCGUCUAUAGCACACGCUCCUCCUUUUCCCGGCUUCAAUCGAGCCAAAAUAUCUUCAAUCCUGCUCUCAGACGCAACUACAGUGACAGCACCGGGCGCAGUUCGAGUUAACCCGGUUCGGUGCAGGGUGGAUUGUUCCGGAAACUGGGCGUACUCGCCAUUGAAGAAGGACCAUGGAGAAGGACAACCUUGCAUGGCACGAUCAUCAACAUCAGUUCAGCUCUGGGCAAUCAUAAAAGGUCUCCAUAAGCUUUUGUGUUUGGGCCACAAAAGUGCUUUUUUCUGCUAUUGGACGCUAAAGGCUAUCUAUUGAAGCUAAAAGGAACCGAUAAAAUUAUCAAC
This is a messenger RNA of Nelumbo nucifera (sacred lotus), 692 nucleotides long. The record is from RefSeq and is a predicted model, not a curated record. NCBI's taxonomy places the organism in Eukaryota, Viridiplantae, Streptophyta, Magnoliopsida, Proteales, Nelumbonaceae.